This is a messenger RNA of Eupeodes corollae, 964 nucleotides long. It is a transcript of the gene Nubp2, whose product is annotated as cytosolic Fe-S cluster assembly factor NUBP2 homolog. Lineage: Eukaryota; Metazoa; Arthropoda; Insecta; Diptera; Syrphidae. Gene Ontology annotation, biological process: iron-sulfur cluster assembly. Gene Ontology annotation, cellular component: cytosol. The record is from RefSeq and is a predicted model, not a curated record. The transcript has 4 exons. Bases 115 to 900 code for a protein of 261 amino acids. Gene Ontology annotation, molecular function: 4 iron, 4 sulfur cluster binding; ATP binding; ATP-dependent FeS chaperone activity.
UGACAGUUCGAAAAACAACUGAUAAAAACAAAUUUCAUCACUGUUUAACUUUUAACAAUUUACUUUAAAUUUUAUAUUCUUGAUUUUUGUAUAUUCUACUUCAAACUUAGAAAAAUGUUAGACAAAGUUAAGCACGUUAUUCUUGUUCUCUCUGGAAAAGGUGGUGUAGGUAAAUCUACUGUCAGCACACAACUGGCACUUGCUCUUAAAGAACAUGGACUAAAGGUUGGUUUACUAGACAUCGAUUUAUGUGGUCCCAGUGUUCCCUACCUCCUCGGUCUCGAAGGCAAAGAAAUUUACCAGUGUGAUGAAGGUUGGGUGCCAAUUUAUUCGAGUGAAGACAAAAUGCUCUCAGUGAUGUCAAUUGGAUUCCUUCUAAAAAAUCGCAACGAUGCUGUAAUUUGGCGAGGUCCAAAGAAAACAAUGAUGAUUAAACAAUUCCUUACCGAUGUCAAAUGGGAUGAUUUGGAUUAUUUGAUUAUUGAUACUCCACCAGGAACCUCUGAUGAGCACAUCACUGUGAUGGAAUGCAUGAAAGAAGUCAAAUGUGAUGGCGCAAUAAUUGUUACCACACCUCAACAAGUUGCCUUGGACGAUGUUCGAAAAGAAAUCACAUUCUGCAAAAAGACAAACAUUAACAUUCUUGGAAUAAUUGAAAAUAUGAGCGGAUUCAUUUGUCCUCAUUGCACCACCUGUACGAAUAUAUUUUCUUCCAACGGUGGCGUAGAGUUGGCUAAAUUUGCCAAUGUACCGCAUUUGGGAACUUUGCCGAUAGAUCCGAGAGUUGGCGUUUUGAGUGGAACAACUUUGUCAGUCCUAACAGAAUUACCUGACUCAACAACUGCCCUUACUUUCAAGAGCAUCGUUGCUUCUUUGACAAAAACAGUUGAAGCACAGUAAAAUUUGUUGUCAUUUAUUUGUAACAAUGUAUAAAAAAUGUAACUUUUCCAAGCCUUUUCCUUUA